Molecule: messenger RNA, 1404 nt
Organism: Helianthus annuus (common sunflower)
Lineage: Eukaryota; Viridiplantae; Streptophyta; Magnoliopsida; Asterales; Asteraceae
Product: UDP-xylose transporter 1
Exons: 9
Coding region: 237-1274 (345 amino acids)
Cellular component (GO): Golgi apparatus
Molecular function (GO): UDP-xylose transmembrane transporter activity; antiporter activity
Source: RefSeq, a predicted model, not a curated record
CAUGGAAGGAAGGAAGAAUUCCAAAUAUUAGGUACCAACCAACCGCUGAUGAAGAUGGGACGCACGAAUUAUAAACCCCUUCUUCUCAUUUGCCUUCAAUCUCACAUUCUGCUUCAUUUCAACUAAUCAUCAACUGCUGUAACCACCGCCUCUUCUUUCCUAAAUCUAGUUGCUGCUACUUAGGUGCUCCUAAGUAAUUCUCGAAUUGCAUACGAAUUCGGUUAAAGAAAAAGAAGAUGGGAGAAUUGACAGGGUUCCAGUUGGGAGUUAUUGGUGCAUUGUUUCUAUCAGUGGCAUCAUCAGUCUCCAUUGUUAUAUGCAACAAAGCUCUGAUGAGCAAUCUCGGUUUUCCCUUUGCUACAACGUUGACUAGUUGGCAUCUGAUGGUAACAUACUGCACUCUUCACGUGGCACAACGUUUAAAUUUCUUUGAGAACAAGAGAAUUGAUAUGAAGACGGUGAUCCUAUUUGGCAUCCUAAAUGGCGUUUCAAUCGGUUUUCUUAACUUGAGCCUUGGCUUUAAUUCCAUUGGCUUUUAUCAGAUGACCAAACUUGCAAUCAUACCUUUCACCGUCCUGUUAGAAACUGUUUUCUUGAAAAAACAGUUCAGCCAGAAAAUAAAGUUAUCGCUUUUCCUCCUACUUCUUGGAGUUGGCAUAGCAUCAGUGACAGAUCUUCAGCUCAAUUUUGUCGGCACGAUUCUCUCACUUCUAGCUAUUGCCACCACUUGUGUUGGUCAAAUUCUAACAAACACAAUUCAAAAGAGACUAAAUGUGUCAUCAACUCAGUUACUGUAUCAAUCAGCACCAUUUCAAGCAGCUAUUCUGUUCGUCACAGGCCCGUUAGUAGAUCAGUACCUCACUAAGCAAAACGUAUUUGCUUUCAAAUAUUCACCUCUUGUUUUGGGAUUCAUUAUCCUGUCAUGUGUUAUUGCGGUUUCUGUGAAUUUUAGCACAUUUUUGGUGAUUGGCAAAACAUCACCGGUUACAUACCAAGUUUUAGGACACCUCAAGACAUGUCUUGUUCUUGGAUUCGGGUAUACUUUAUUACAUGACCCUUUCACAGAGAAGAACAUAAUCGGAAUACUUAUCGCCAUUGUUGGAAUGGGGCUCUAUUCUUACUUUUGUACCCAUGAAAACAAAAAGAAACAGAUCGUUGAUCUCUCUCCAAGCUCUCAGAUUAAGGAUAAAGAUAGUAACACACCUCUUUUGGGACAUCAAGAAAAAGAAAAUCAUUUUGAAGCGAAGAAAGCAACGAAAGACUCCCUUGUUUAAGCUAAAGCGAGCGGUAGGGAUUUAAAUGUGUGUAAUUUCUUUUUGUGAUGUAAUUCAAAUGAACAUAAUGAAAUUUUGAUUCUUUUCUCUAUACUUGAUUUGUAUAUAUUGAUGGGUUUGUUUGCAACUA